AUUCCAACGGCACAUUAUGAAAAACAGUCCACAAGCAUAUUCUCUACUAGCUAGAAAUCGUUUGAAUGAAAGUUUCAGAAACUGUUAGAAGAAUUUAAGGAUCUCCAAAGUAAAACAAAAAAAUUUCAAAUAUAUUUUUCAGAUCACGCGUCAUAGAGUCAAAAAGCUUCGGCCAUGAUACUUUAGUUGGUCGAUGUUCUUGGUAUUUUUCGUAUUAUGUGUUUAAUUCGUGGUAAUUAAAAUAUGCAUAAAGCAAUAAAUUAGACUAUAACAUGGAAAAUGUAGAAUUUGAUAAUUAAAAGUAUAUUGCAAUCCUUUUUCAUUUAUUCAAAACUCAUGGCAAUAAAAAGCACAAGUAGCUACUUGAUCAUCUAUUAGCUCUUGUCCGAAUUGGUAAACAAGAAAGAGAAGAAAAAAAAAAGACAACGACUAGCUAGUGAAAUGGGUCUUUGUGUUUCAUACUUUUCCUCUUCCUCUCCUUCCAAAAUGACUAACAACCGCAGUAGAGCAGACUUCUUGUCGACCACAGAGACAACAAACAGCAACGUCGGACGACCGAACCAAUUCUUGCGGGCUGCGAGCGACGGUUCCGGGCAGAUAUUGGAAUCAACAAAUGUCAAACUUUACAGCUUUCUUGAUCUAAAGACUGCGACGAUGAAUUUUAAACCGGACUUGAUGUUAGGUCAAGGAGGUUUCGGUGAAGUUUACAGAGGUUGGAUCGAUGCCAAGACUCUUGCUCCUUCUAUAGCAGGCUCCGGUAUGACUGUCGCCGUCAAAAGACUGAACUCCGAGAAUGUUCAUGAUUUGGAAGACUGGCAAUCAGUAGUUAACGUCUUGGGGAGGCUUUCACACCCAAAUCUGGUAAAGUUAUUAGGACACUGUCGUGAAGGCAAAGAGCUUCUGCUUGUAUACGAGUUCAUGCCCAAAGGAAGUCUUAGUGAUCAUCUUUUUCAACGAACCGAGCCUUUUCCUUGGGACCUAAGGAUCAAGAUAAUGAUCGGUGCAGCACGUGGCCUAGCGUUUCUACACGGCUUACAAAGAACAGUCAUCUAUAGAGAAUUCAACCCGUCAAAGAUCCUUAUCGACUCGAAUUAUGAAGCAAAGAUUUCAGAUUUAGGACAAGCGAAGUUAGGAUCACUACAAGCGAAUCCACAAGUUACGGUUAGGAUCAUGGACAAAUAUGCCGCUCCUGAAUAUUUGGCAACAGGCCAUUUAUACGUUAAGAGUGAUGUAUACGGCUUUGGUCUGGUCUUGUUGGAAAUAAUGACCGGACUAAGAGUGUAUGACCCAAAACGGCCUGAAGGACAAGAGAGUCUACUCAACUGGUUAAGACCAAAACUCUCAAGCAAAGACAAAGUGAAACAUAUAAUGGACAAAGGAAUCAAAGGUCAAUACUCAUCCAAGGUGGCGACUGAAAUGGGACGAAUUACACUCUCUUGUACAGAACCAGACCCAAAAAAACGACCACACAUGAUGGAAGUACUCGACGUACUCGAACACAUCCAACGCAUUAACCUCGUCAUCCCUUCUUCCAGUAAACCUGACAUUGCUAGCUAUUCUCAUUCCUCGCCACGCCACUAUCAGUACUGAUAUCGAGCCGGUGUGUGGGGCUAAACGGAGGAGGUCGUCGCCUGGACCGUUUGAAUAAAGAAAGAAAUGGUUACUUGAUGCUUUUUUAGAGUGAUUUGGUUCAACUCUGUUUUAAGAUGAGAGUAUAUUUAUACUUUGUUUUGUGACCAUAUUUUUAAAGUUAUUUGUGUACAAUAGUGUUUCAUUGUGUUUUUGUAUGACAUACUUAUGACUAUAUUGUUUCCUUGUAUUUUUGUAUGACAUUCAACCAUUCACU
Messenger RNA from Raphanus sativus (radish), 1846 nucleotides. Its product is annotated as probable serine/threonine-protein kinase CST. The coding region runs from base 442 to 1590 and encodes 382 amino acids. The transcript is spliced from 5 exons. The record is from RefSeq and is a predicted model, not a curated record. NCBI's taxonomy places the organism in Eukaryota, Viridiplantae, Streptophyta, Magnoliopsida, Brassicales, Brassicaceae. Gene Ontology annotation, biological process: protein phosphorylation. Gene Ontology annotation, molecular function: ATP binding; protein kinase activity.